AUGUCAUCUCUCAGUUUUGUUACAUAUGAUGAACUUAUAGGAAUUUUUUAAUUAGAUAACUAUCAAUAAAAGUUUUAGAAAGAUUAUGCUAAAGAGUGGCAAGAAUAAGAAAUAGUAAAAUUUAAAAGAUUCAUGAGAAGAAAUAAGAAAAUUAAAAAAGACAAAAUAUUCUUUCAAUAUCAAUCUCAAUUCAUUCAAACAAAAAGUUAUAUACAGUGUCGAAAAUUUUUGAGAGAUUAUAUCAGAAAAGUGCUUGACAAACAUAGAUAUGAAGUACUCAAAAAUCAUGAAAUUUUAUACUGUUUUGGACCCUUACAUCCUAAUUUUGAGUUAGUAGAGUUUCAAAAUAAUAUCAAAAUGAGGAGAAUUAAAACUAAACUUAUUGAAUAGAAUGAUAAAGAUGAAGAUAAGGCAUCAAUAGCAACUUAAUAAUGACUUUAAAUAUUUUAUUAGUUGAUAAUAUAUAUCCC
Paramecium sonneborni is the source of this 470-nucleotide messenger RNA. Lineage: Eukaryota; Ciliophora; Oligohymenophorea; Peniculida; Parameciidae. The record is from the annotation of a GenBank genome assembly.